Messenger RNA from Emys orbicularis (European pond turtle), 627 nucleotides. RefSeq names its product nucleoredoxin like 1 (gene NXNL1). Lineage: Eukaryota; Metazoa; Chordata; Testudines; Emydidae. Gene Ontology annotation, biological process: photoreceptor cell maintenance. The transcript is spliced from 2 exons. The coding region runs from base 1 to 627 and encodes 208 amino acids. The record is from RefSeq and is a predicted model, not a curated record. Gene Ontology annotation, cellular component: mitochondrion.
AUGGUUUCCCUUUUUACUGGGAAGAUCCUGAUUACAAACAACAAGGACUGUGAUGAAGUGGACACUGAGCGUGAACGUAGCCAGAGACUGGAUAACAAAGUGAUGCUGCUGUAUUUUGGAUCUGGUGAAUGCACUCGAUGCCAGGAGUUUUCACCUGUCCUCAGAGAUUUCUUUGUGAGACUCACUGAUGAAUUUUAUGUGGAAAGGGCUUCCCAGCUGGUCCUGGUGUACGUGUCUCAGGAUGAGACAGAGGAGAAGCAAGAAAAGUUCCUGAAGACCAUGCCAAAAAGGUGGCUGUUCUUACCCUUCCAGGAUGAGUUCAAAAGGGAGCUGGAGUUGAGGUUUGCUGUGUCCAACACACCUGUAGUGGUGGUGCUGAAGCCAAGCGGGGAGGUGAUUGCUGGGAAUGCUGUGGAGGAGAUCAGGUGCUUGGGCACUGCCUGUUUCAGGAACUGGCAGGAGGCCGCUGAGCUGGUUGACAGGAGCUUUCUCUUGGCAGAGGACUUCGAUGACUUGGCCAAGAGGAGCAUCACCGAUCCGAUCCGCCGCCUCAAGUACAAGCUGGACAAGAAGACAAGGAAAAAGAAGGAGACAGAGGAAGUGCUCUGUCCUGAUAUGGAAUUAUGA